AUGCCUGUAAUCAAUGUGGUGGAGGGAAUGAAAGUUGAUUUGGUAGCAUUGAAGACAGAAGUAGAGAAUGCGAAAAAAGACAUGGAACAAAUGAAGAAGGAAAAGUACUUUGAUACCAUUGCAAUGAAGGAAAAAAUAUAUAAGUUUACUGGUCAACAUUUCAGAAAGCUGUUUUGGAAGGCUGUCAAUGCUUGUUUUGAGCAGAAGUUCAGACGUGUAAUGGAGAAGAUCAAAUCUGUAGAUACUCAUGCAUAUGAUUACCUUAUAGAUAGAGAUCCUACUACCUGGUCUAAUGCAUUUUUUAAGAGGGAAGAGAUUGUGAUGCAGUUGAAAAUGGGAUGUGUGAGAGUUUCAGUUAUGCUAUUAGGUAUGCUAGAAGGAAACCAACCAUCACUAUGUUAUAGGAUAUUUGGAUAUUUAUGA
Molecule: messenger RNA, 423 nt
Organism: Lactuca saligna
Lineage: Eukaryota; Viridiplantae; Streptophyta; Magnoliopsida; Asterales; Asteraceae
Source: the annotation of a GenBank genome assembly